GACCCUUUAAAGCGUUGCUAUUUUUUCUAACGUGUUACAACUGGAACAGUAAACAGGAGGGUAAAGACCUGUCCAAUGUCCCAGAGUACUCUGACCGUGUGGAGUACCUGGGGAAUAAGAACAGUGACUGCACUUUUAGAAUAAACCAGCUGAGAGAAAGUGAUUCAGCAAUAUAUCGCUUCAAGUUCCUGACCGACCGUUAUGGUGGAACAUAUAUUGGUCAUUCUGGAGUCUCGUUGACAGUUACAGGUCUUCAGGUGAAAGUGACAGAGAAUGAGGCACAGAGUGUAACACUGACCUGUAGCAGCACCUGUACUUUGAGUGGCAGCCCUACCUUUACCUGGUACAAGAAUGGAAAAGUUGUGCCCUAUGAGUGUAAAUACUUCCUCAAUGUAGCCAGCACUGAUGAUACAGAUUUCUACUCCUGUGCUACAGGAGGAGUCACUUCCCCUGCAGUCAAUGUGAAAUAUGCUCCUAAAAACACCUCAGUAUCAGUGAGCCCCUCUGGUGAAAUAGUGGAGGGCAGUUCAGUGACUCUGACCUGCAGCAGUGAUGCCAACCCACCAGUGCACAGAUACGCCUGGUAUAAGAAUAAUAGAGCUGUAUCCUCAGAGACAGGAGUUCCAGAGCACAGUUACACCAUUAAAACCAUCACACUGCAGGAUAUAAAUCUCAAAGUGCUGUGUGUAAAGGUUGAAAUGAAGUCUUACAUAAGGAGAGAGGGAGAGUGAGUGACACAAACCUGUAAAAUCACCUGCACUGACCUGACUGGCAGCCAAACAUUCAUCUGGUACAAGAAUGGACAAUCUCAGUUUUACACCGCCCAGAAAUAUGAAAAUCAUAACUACCUUCAGUUUAAAGCCAGCAGUGGAGAUGCAGGCAGCUACUCCUGUGCAGUAAGAGGCCAUGAGAAUCUCCUGUCCCCAGCAGUGACUCUCGGUGUGAGAUAUCCUCCUCAGAGCAUCUUAUUAUCAGUGCACCCCUCUGGUGAAAUAGUGGGGGGCAGUUCAGUGACUCUGACCUGCAGCAGUGAUGCCAACCCACCAGUGCAGAACUACACCUGGUUUAAGAAUAACAGAGCUGUAUCCUCAGAGACAGGAGGACCAGUAGAGUUACACCAUUAAAAGCAUCACACUGCAGGAUGCAGGAGAAUACACCUGUCAGGCAGGGAAUGGGAUUGGGACAAACAGAUCUCCUCCUAAACGUCUUGAUGUGCAGUUGCCAUCCUGGAGCAGAGCACAGCAAUACUGCUUGGCUCAGAACACUCAUGGAGCUCAGACCUCUACUUCUGUGUCAGACAAUAUAAAAGGAGAUAAGACAGUGCUCGUAUGGACAGUUGUUGGAAUCUCUGUGGCUUUAACACUCUUUACUGUCAUGGUGUGCACAAGCAGGAAGAAGAGCACCAACAGAGAGAGAGGGAGGAGCAGACGCUCUCGUACUAGCAGAGCCUUCAGAGAGUGACAAACGCAGCCAGCGACACAAACUCUGUGCUUCAGAGAGCUGACGAGGCCUCAGUGUGGGAAUAAAACACACAGAGGAGAGAAUCUGCAGAGAAUGAGAAAUGGUGGAGAUCAGGGUGAAAGAGUCUCUUUUUGUCUUUAACUUUACAGAACUGCUGUCUGUUUCUGCUAUCUUAUCCAAUUUAUAAAGAGCUGCUGGUGGAGGAUUUUUCCCGAAGUACUGUAACCCUGCUGCAACAUGCAUGUUCAUGUAACCCUGCUGCAACAUGCAUGUUCAUGUAGCCCUGCUGCAACAUGCAUGUUCAUGCAACCCUAUGCAACAUGCUCCUGUGACACCGUUACACGUUUAUAUAACUCUGUUACACACACGCUCAUAACUCAUGUACAUUCGCAUGUAUUCUCUCACAUUGAAUGGGAAGAUUAUAAAGCAGAUUAAUGCAGAUUAUAAUCUCCAAACUCACGUCACUUUUAAAAGCAAGGUCCAAUAUCUUUUAAAACAGUGUUUUAGCUUUACAUUGCCUUGUUGUAUUGACCUCAUUUUUACUUUCUGUCUGGUUAGCUGUUUGAAAUAAUGCAUCUUUGUGUUUGUUUUCUUUACAUACAUUGUUUUAGUAUGUCUAUCAAUAUAUUAUGAUUUAUUUGAGCAUUGUAAAGCACUGUGAACCUUGAACCUCUGUUUUGAUAAAGAUUAUCAUUAUUUUCUUUAUAUGGCCAUCAUGUUUUGCCUGCAUA
Molecule: messenger RNA, 2192 nt
Organism: Anguilla rostrata (American eel)
Lineage: Eukaryota; Metazoa; Chordata; Actinopteri; Anguilliformes; Anguillidae
Product: B-cell receptor CD22-like
Exons: 9
Source: RefSeq, a predicted model, not a curated record